Molecule: messenger RNA, 1404 nt
Organism: Pleuronectes platessa (European plaice)
Lineage: Eukaryota; Metazoa; Chordata; Actinopteri; Pleuronectiformes; Pleuronectidae
Product: G2/M phase-specific E3 ubiquitin-protein ligase-like
Exons: 10
Coding region: 1-1404 (467 amino acids)
Cellular component (GO): nucleus
Molecular function (GO): ubiquitin-protein transferase activity
Source: RefSeq, a predicted model, not a curated record
AUGGAGGAUGGCGAAUAUGUCUUGCUAUAUCCGGAUGGCUCUCAAGUUAAAAAUAUACCAGGGACUGACACACCUUUUACGAUCGAAAAAUAUAAAGAGGCCAUUGGAAAGCCGUACCAAAGGCUCACACUUUAUAUCUGCACCCUUGAGGUCAUGAGUCACAGAAAUGACUCAGAUUCAGAGGACGAGGCGGAUGAUGAAGUUGUGGUGAGGGUGCCACCCAAUAUGUCGCCUCUUUCGGACACAGUGCUAUGGGAAAGCCUUGAAAGCAGCACACCGGAUUUGAGAUCGACAACAUCCCAGUCAAGCAGUGGACAAACCAAGAGUGAGUCAAGGCCCAAGCAGAUGACUACCUCAGUAGAUCAGCCCAGCACUUCAAGAGAAUUCUACAAUACAUACACAGAUAUAUAUGCACCUGUUGUAAUUGAGAGCAGUUCCUCAGAUUCUGGGGAAGAGGAGAAGUUCCAAGAGGAUCACAGUGAUGGACUGACAGCUGCAGACGUGGUCCUAAAUCUGUCACAGAAACUUGACACAAAGUCCUGUAGCAGAUUUAAUAUAAACCGGUCCAAUGUCUGGGAUGGUGCCAUUAGAGGGUUCAAGCGAUCCUCGUAUGACCCUAGCUACACUCUAAUGGUGAAAUUCACGGAUGAUGUAGGGUUGACCGAAGACGCUGUGGACACCGGUGGGCCUACCAGAGAAUUUCUUACCCUUUUGAUGGACUCCAUCAAGACAAGACAAGUAUUUUACGGCAAAGACAAUGCCAAAUACCUGUCAUUUGAUUGCAAAGCUGUAGAAGAGGAUGAAUACUUCCAGAUAGGAAGAAUGAUUGCCGUCUCCUGUGUCAAUGGUGGUCCAGGGCCUCGUUGUCUUUCCCCAAACCUCUUCCUCUACCUCAUUGGUAAAUCUAAGAUAAUUGAGGCUCCAAUUGAGGACAUACAUGAUGAGGAAGUGAAGAAGGCCCUCUUGGAGAUAAAGAGCACAACAUCACUUGGGGAACUCCGGGGUCUCACAGAAAAGCACUCAAGUAUGCUUCAGACAGCAGGCUGUUGUCGAUUUAUGAGGACUCUGGAGGAUCAGAAAAAAGUCGUCAAGGAUUACAUUCAGUGGUAUUUCAUCUACCGUAACCAUCAUUCCAUCCAGAGGUUUAAGGAAGGACUAGCGACGCUGGAUUUUAUUAACGCACUGGAACAGCAUCCUUCAUUGUUCUUCUCAUUCAUGUGCUACACGGAGACAAAACUGACUGCUGAUGUUUUGGAAAACAUCUUUCAGGUGGAGUUCAGUCCACCUGGUAGCACCAGGUGUCAGGAAGAGACCAGAGUACUGGGCUACUGGCGAGAUUAUCUGCUGUACGUUGAAGGUAUUGACUUCAAAAUUAUAAGACCUGCAGAAUCAUCAAUGCAUUAA